AUGAUUUCGAUUAUUCUCCUACUCAGUGUAACAAUUUCUUAUGCAGCUGAAAGCACACGAUAUCCAAUAGGGGCUAUAUUUAAUAAACAAACACUGUCGACGUCAGCAAAAGCUUUCGACAAUAUUGUGAGCUCGGGCACUACGAGGGCGUAUCAUGGCCGACCUAUAUGCCUACAGGUUGUUGACAGUUAUUCUACCGCUUUAGAAGUAUGCCAAAGUACAUCGGACAAUAGAGGCAUCGUGGCACUGAUCGACCCGCGGCCGACAGGCGGCGUGUGUGAUACCACUUGCCUGUUAUGCAACAGACUGAAUAUAUCACAUUUGUCUAUGGGUUGGGAGCCGGCAGACACGCUGAAAAAUGACUUGUACACGCUUAUGUAUCACCCACCGCCGGAACUUAUAUCCAAAGCCUACGCUACGCUAAUUAAAAAGCUGCAGUGGGAUAAAUUCACAUUUUUCUACGAAGACGAUGGAAGCUUCAUCCGCCUGCAAGAAGUUUUAAAUUCAUGGCCAUAUAAACACGAGCAAAUAUUUUACAUGAAACUGGACCCAGACGGUGACAACAGAGAAUCGUUCAAAAAUGUAUUCAAAGUGGAACACAUGAGCUAUCACGUAAUUGAUUGUGCCGUUGAGAACAUACGGAAAUACAUGACAGAGAUCAUACAGGUGGAAAAUUCUACCCAAUAUCAGAGUUUUAUAUUAACAAAUUUAGAUGCGUACACGGUCAAUUUGGAGGACAUACCAGAUUUGAUGGCGAACGUUACUACGAUGCAUUUAACGACGUCUAACGAUAUCAGAUGGAAAGAUAUGGAUAUGAAUACAGCUAAUAUAUCAAUAAGGCUAGAAACAGCGUUAACAGCGGAUGCCCUAACCCAUCUAGACAAGGCUAUACGAGGAAUGCAACAAGAUAGAGGGUCCUACAGGGUAGAUGAUCCCCCAGCAUUAUGUUUUAUGAACAAUAAAGCCGAUUACGAAGGAACGGCCUGGUCGAGCGGUGACGCGCUACGAGAAUCCCUUAUUAAGACUCCAGCGAAAGGUUUUACGGGUAACAUUGAAUUCGACGAAGAGGGUAAAAGAACUAACUUCGUACUACAUUAUUCGAAAUUGAGUAACGAAAGUCAGUUUAUUUAUACCGGCUAUUGGGACUCUAGAACGGACAUGAUCACUGAUGAAAAGGCUGUCACGGAUCGAUCAGCAGCAAGGUCUUCGAAGUCUGCUAUAAGGGUUGUAUCAAGAAAGGGCAAACCAUAUUUCGAUAUAGACGAUUCGAACGGAACUGUUGUGUUUCGCGGCUAUGCUGUGGACCUUGUUGAUGCUAUAUUUAGAGUGAUACGAACAAAAUACAAAGAGGAUAUGAAGUACGAGUUUUACCGAGUGGCUGAUGACAAUUAUGGUAAUAGGGUUCCUGGGACUAAGAAAUGGGAUGGCAUUGUAGGCGAUCUAUUGGACCAUAAUGCUGAAUUAGCGGUGUGUGACUUUACAAUAACAGCCGAACGUAAUUCGGCUGUAGAUUUUUCAAUACCAUUCAUGUCUUUGGGAAUCAGCAUGUUGAUAAAGGAGCCAGAAGCAGAAGCACCAGAUAUGUUCUCGUUCAUAAAACCUUUGUCUUUGGAUGUGUGGCUAUAUUUGGGAACGACAUACAUCAUUGUCUCAUUUGUACUGCUUAUAUGCGCUCGAAUGAGUCAAGAUGAUUGGGUGAAUCCUCACCCGUGUAACCAAAACCCGGAAAACUUACAAAACAUAUGGAGUCUAUACAAUUGUAUGUGGCUGACUAUGGGGUCAAUUAUGACACAGGGCUGCGAUAUAUUACCAAGGGCCGCUGGUUCGCGCUGGGUAACUGGAAUGUGGUGGUUUUUCGCUUUAAUCAUUACUGCAUCGUACACCGCCAAUAUGUCUACGUUCCUUAGAAAUAAUCGACGUAACACGGAAAUAACGGACGUUAAAGAUCUCGCCGAACAAAAUAAAAUCUCGUACGGUGCGGUCACGAAUGCCUCUACGUAUAAGUUCUUUGAGACAUCAAAUGAUACCGUCUAUAAAAAACUCUGGGCAAACAUGCAAGCAGCUAAACCGACAGUCUUUACUCAUUCAAACGAAGAGGGCCUACUUCGCGUGUUACGUAGCAAAGCGAAAUAUGCUUUCUUUAUGGAGUCCACCGCUAUAGAAUAUUAUCUGCAAAGAUAUUGUGACCUGAAAAUGGUUGGUAAUAAAUUAGACUCGAAAGAUUAUGGGAUCGCUAUGCCGAAAAAUUCUCCAUACAAAAGCUAUAUUGACAGCGCGAUAUUGGCUUUGCAAGAGUCAGGAGAGUUAUUGGCACUGAAGAAAAAGUGGUGGGAGGAAGAGGACAACGUUUCUCAUUGCGAAAAAAAUACAGAUUCAGAUGAGACUGACAGCGGUUCGCUGCAAAUGAAGAACACAAGUGGUAUUUUCCUCGUGCUUGCUGUUGGUGGGGUCAUUGGAGUGAUUGUUGCCAUCAUCGACUUCUUGUUACAUGCCCGAAAAAUUUGCGUUAAAGAAAAGAUAACAUAUAAAGAAGCACUUAUAAGUGAGUGGCGCGUGUCUUUGAACCCACGGGAACUGCACAAGCCAGCCGCUCCGCUACGCUCGGCUGCGCCUUCCACCGCUAGCCCGUCUCCGCUGCGUGACCGUUCACGGUCUCGGGCAGUCUCUGUACUCCGAGCUGCUACAUCAUUUAUCAACUUCGAUGAAAUUUAUUAA
Messenger RNA from Pieris macdunnoughi, 2715 nucleotides. Lineage: Eukaryota; Metazoa; Arthropoda; Insecta; Lepidoptera; Pieridae. The record is from the annotation of a GenBank genome assembly.